Molecule: messenger RNA, 1444 nt
Organism: Helianthus annuus (common sunflower)
Lineage: Eukaryota; Viridiplantae; Streptophyta; Magnoliopsida; Asterales; Asteraceae
Product: serine carboxypeptidase-like 31
Exons: 10
Coding region: 1-1443 (480 amino acids)
Biological process (GO): proteolysis
Cellular component (GO): vacuole
Molecular function (GO): serine-type carboxypeptidase activity
Source: RefSeq, a predicted model, not a curated record
AUGGCUUUCUAUCCAAACGUGAUAUCUAUGUUGAAAAUAAUUGUUGUGCUAUUGUUAUCUAAAACUAUAUUUGUAGUUGCAAGGCAUGGACAAUGGUCCAAGGAAGAAAAAGUAAACGUCCAGAAUGUUAAAGAUCUUGUGACAAACUUGCCUGGUCAGCCUAGUGUAGACUUCCGACACUAUGCUGGAUAUGUGACUGUAAAUGAGAAAAAAGGAAGGGCACUAUUUUACUGGUUUUAUGAAGCCUGGACUCUUCCACAUGAGAAGCCCUUGGUGUUGUGGUUAAAUGGAGGUCCUGGGUGUUCAUCAGUGGGAUAUGGAGCUACACAGGAGAUUGGGCCAUUCAUUGUGAAUACAGACGGAAAAGGUCUUCAUCUCAAUCCCUACUCGUGGAACAGAGAAGCUAAUAUGCUUUUCCUUGAAUCCCCUGUUGGUGUUGGCUUUUCAUACUCAAACACAGCCAAUGAUUAUGAUAAUCUUGGAGAUGACCUCACUGCUAAGGAUGCAUAUGCUUUCCUUCAUAACUGGUUCCAAAAGUUUCCUUCGUUUAAGAAUAGAACAUUUUAUAUUGCUGGAGAAAGCUAUGCAGGGAAGUAUGUUCCAGAACUGGCAGGCCUUAUACAUGAUAAAAACAAUGAUGCUUCACUGUAUAUCAACCUGAAAGGCAUAUUGUUAGGUAACCCUGAAACGAAUGAUGCUGAGGACUGGAAAGGUCUAAUUGACUAUGCCUGGAGUCAUGCUGUAGUAUCAGAUGAAACUCACAAAAUCAUAAGAGAAAACUGUGACUUCAACAGUAACAAUACUUGGAGCAAUGAGGAUUGCAGCCAAGCUGUGGAUGAAGUUCUAGCACAAUAUAGUGAGAUAGACAUUUACAGCCUCUAUACAUCAGUCUGUAUUACCAAUUCAGCGUAUGCGGAUAAUAAAGCGAUGCAGGUUGUGUUCAAGAAAAGCUCAUCUAAGAUGAUGCCACGUAUAAUGGGGGGUUAUGAUCCUUGCCUCGAUGAUUAUGCAAAAAGUUAUUAUAAUAAACCUGAAGUUCAGAAGGCACUACAUGUUGGGGAUGGUCUUAAUCUCAAGAACUGGACCAUUUGCAAUAUGGACAUAUUCAAUGGCUGGGCGCAAUCAAAAGAUUCAGUUCUCCCCAUUUACAAGAAACUAAUUGAUGCCAAGUUUAGAAUAUGGGUCUACAGUGGAGAUACCGAUGGGAGAGUCCCUGUGUUGUCCACAAGAUACAGUUUAAGCUCUCUAGGACUACCUAUUACUCGAGCAUGGAGGCCCUGGUACCACCAAAAGCAGGUUGCUGGUUGGCUGCAGGAGUAUGAAGGUCUUACUUUUGCUACAUUUAGAGGAGCUGGCCAUGCAGUACCCAUCUUCAAACCGAGUGAAUCACUGGCAUUCUUCACUUCCUUUCUCCUUGGAAAAAAUCCACCUCUAAAACGAUAAA